UUUCUCAUAUUCCACUCUCCAGACUCAAACUCUCCCACUCCCAAAUAGAACUAAUAAACACACUCCCUUUCGUUUGAUAAAUUUCAUUUUCCUCUCUGUCAUUCACCCAAUCCUUUUUAUUCUGUAUCUUCAACAGUCUAUUUUUCUGGAUUUUUGGGUAUCUCUAUAACUGAUUAACUGACACUAUAAUCCAGCUAUAACGCUUUCUUCUCUUGUAUAGUUUUAUAUCUACAGCCACUCUUUGUUAUUUUCAUCUUGGGUUUUUCAAAUUUUGGUUUCUUAAUUUUCUGGGCGAAUCGAUGGCGUGUUUGGUUUCUCGCACCGGAAGGGAACUCCAGAGAUACGACCACUUGGGCCGCCGCCAAGUUGUUGGAUGCAUACCAUAUAGAUUCAAAAGUUGCAGUGAUGGAUCCAUUAGUGAUGAACUAGAAGUCCUCAUCAUCACUUCACAGAAGGGGCAAGGAAUGAUGUUUCCCAAGGGUGGCUGGGAACUUGAUGAAUCUUUGGAAGAAUCAGCUUCCCGGGAGUCACUUGAAGAAGCUGGGGUUCUUGGCACUGUUGAGUGCGGAUUGGGCAAAUGGAACUUUUUAAGCAAAAGCCAAGGCACAUUUUAUGAAGGAUACAUGUUUCCUCUGCUUGUGAAGGAACAAUUAGAACUCUGGCCGGAGAUGAAUGUGCGGCGACGAAUAUGGAUGACUGUGGAUGAAGCUAGAGAAGCUUGUCGGCAUUGGUGGAUGAAGGAAGCUCUAGACAAAUUAGUUGACCGACUUAUGUCUCCGCGACAAGAAAACGGAGAAGAUGUAUUGUCCUGUUCAUUAUGUUAGGAAUGUUUUAGGAGUUUGUACAUAAUUUUCGCUGUUCAAAGCCAUGUGAUUCAUGUUUUGAGUCUUCUCGAAAAUAUAUGAGAGGAGAAUCAGAAGCCAUGGCUUUCACGGAGGCAAUUGUAGGAACAAAAAGGGUUGUUGUUUCUUGUUACAUAAUUGAUGGAUUUCUAAGGUUUUUGGACCUUCUCGGUACAGUAAAGCUAUUACUAAGAAGGGAAAUGUACACAGAUUGUAAAUUUGAAAUUCGUCAAUGAGAAAUAAAUGGAAUCCUUUCUCCAA
Messenger RNA from Tripterygium wilfordii, 1103 nucleotides. Its product is annotated as nudix hydrolase 18, mitochondrial-like. Lineage: Eukaryota; Viridiplantae; Streptophyta; Magnoliopsida; Celastrales; Celastraceae. The transcript is spliced from 5 exons. Bases 300 to 824 code for a protein of 174 amino acids. Gene Ontology annotation, cellular component: nucleus; cytoplasm. The record is from RefSeq and is a predicted model, not a curated record. Gene Ontology annotation, molecular function: pyrophosphatase activity.